This is a messenger RNA of Rotaria socialis, 1791 nucleotides long. The record is from the annotation of a GenBank genome assembly. NCBI's taxonomy places the organism in Eukaryota, Metazoa, Rotifera, Eurotatoria, Philodinida, Philodinidae.
AUGACAAGUUCGAAUAAAGUUCGUCGUUAUCUGCAGCAUCAUAAGCUUAAUUCUGCAGAUUCCAAUAAUUGUCAAGAGUCUGUCGCACAAUUGUUAGUUGCCGAUUCAACGUCGUUGACAGCUACGAUGCGCAAAUUUAAAGGCAAAACUCAACAACAGUCAUCAACAACAAGAAUAUUAAUCCCACAAAUUUGUGUUGAUAACAAUGAUGAUGACGAUGUUUAUGAUGAUGAUCGGCAUGUUGCUAUACUCAAUGAUUUUGAUCAAGUUCUAGAUAAUGAAUUAAAACGUGCGACUGUUUUACGUACAUUAUCACUUAAACAAAAGGAAUCAACACAACAUAUAGAAAUGCCUAUUAAUCAACAACGAAGUUAUUCAUUUGCACUUGGUUCAAAAAGCAAUUUACACGGUGAAAACGAUAAUAAUAAUGAUGAUGAUGACGACGAAUCUAUGAAUAUAAGACAAUCCAAAGCAGUGAAACAGCGAGCUAAUUCUAAGUCAAGUUUGUCAAAAGAGACAUUUUCACGUUUAUUUCAGUCUCUUACAUUUCGGACAGGGAGUCAAUUAACGUCAAAAAUAUCCAUUACAAAAACGGAUUCUCAAAAUCAGCAACAUUCAUGUCUAGCUUGUCAAAACUAUCAAACUCUUGAUUUAAUACCUAAAAAUAGAAAACGUCCAUCUAUAUUUGGUGUUCUCGUUUCAAAACUUAAUACAUCAACAAACACAUUCGGAAAUUCUAUGAAACGUUGUUCCGUAUGUAAAAGACCAUUAUCAAAAUCAAUUUCAAAUAAUGAUGCUAAUCAGCAAUUAUCAUUAUCAAAAACGCCUCAUGAUCACAAGCCAUUAUUUUCACUUACUGAACGCCGUCAAAGUUUACCAUCAUUAUUACAUAAUCUCUUGGAACCAUCAUCAUCUGCACAACAUCGUCCAUCAAUUUCAACCGUAUUAAAUCAUAUUUUAGUCGAUAAUGUCAAUCAUGAACAACAACAAUCAUCAACAUUAUCUCAAUCAUCUACUUCAUUAACAGAAUCAGAUGAUAGCAGUGAUCAUCAUAAUAUGAAUAAUAAUAAUAAUAAUAAUAAUAAUAAUAAUAAUAAUGACUCAUUUCAACAACGACAACACUUCAAUUACGACGAUCCAUUUCAACUGACUGAAAAAUCUGGCAAUAAAGAUGAAAAUGACAAUGAACUCACGUUGGAUCAUGGUGAACUACAUGAUUUAUGUAUUAUGAAUAGUAACGAGUCAACCAAUGAACAUGUUACCAACCAACACUUUUUACAUCCACCCGAAGAAAAAUCUCGUAGUCUACUAGUUAAUGUUUUUCGUACACGUCGAUCAAAUGUUAUUUUGGAUUCAAAUGAUACUAAUGUCGUUGGUAAACAAUUAAGUGCUUCAGUUAUUAAUCUUGCUACAUCAAUGGGCAUACAUCGAAGAAAUAGUGCAAUACCGACUAUACAAGAAUCAACGCCUGAUCAGCGAAAACAUGCCGUAUCAGAAGAAAAUUUACUAGCAAUCGAUAAUACAUAUAUUUAUUUUAAUAAUAUUAAUGGGCAAAAUUUUAAAGAAAAAUUAAAAUAUUCAACUAUAUCCGAAGAUACAACUCUACGUGAAAUGUUAAUAAAACUAUUCGAAAAAUACCAUCUUUCGCUUGAUACGUACAAUAUUUGCUUGCGAAGUGCACCCACUUUACCAUUGUCCAUGGAUCAACCAGUUAAACAUCUUUUAUUGGAUGAUCUUGUUGUAACAGGUAUUAAAAACAAAAAGCUUGCUUAUGUAAUUUUCUUCCUCUAA